Salvia splendens (bonfire salvia) is the source of this 1812-nucleotide messenger RNA. RefSeq names its product pectinesterase. Gene Ontology annotation, biological process: cell wall modification. Gene Ontology annotation, molecular function: enzyme inhibitor activity; pectinesterase activity. NCBI's taxonomy places the organism in Eukaryota, Viridiplantae, Streptophyta, Magnoliopsida, Lamiales, Lamiaceae. The transcript is spliced from 3 exons. The record is from RefSeq and is a predicted model, not a curated record. Bases 46 to 1611 code for a protein of 521 amino acids.
AACAAGGCAAGAGCGGUGGUGGUGGCGGCCUUGGUGGUGGCGUGCAUGGCGGCAGCGGACGAGAAGCAACAAGGAUUAAUGGGCGAUAUGUGCGAUACGACGGGCAUGGGCGAGAACUGCAAGAAGGGAAACAUUACAGAGGCUAAGAAGGUUAUAGAAAAUGCAUUUGACGCGGCGGUGGAGGAGCUGAAGAUCGCAAUAAAAAACACAACAUUGUUCAAGGAGUUGGAGAAGGACUACAUGACCAAGCAGGCACUGGACGUGUGCGAGCGUGUACUUGGUGACGGCAUUGAAGAAAUCCAUACGUCGUUGGAGAAAGUCAGCCAGUAUGAGAUCGGGCAAGCGGAUCAUGUCCUCGAUGAGGUGAAGAUAUGGUUGAGUGCUGCCAUUACAUACAAAGACACCUGCUUCGAUGCAUUUGCCAAAACCGAAGGCGAGUCUGGGGCUAAGGUGAGGGAAAUGCUGAAGAUAAGCGGCGAGAUGAUGAGUAAGAGUUUGGCGAUGGUGAUCGAAUUCCAAAAGACGUACGAAUCCGUGAAGAAAGAUUUGGGGGAUUUGAUGAACAGCAUCAAGGCGCCAAGGCAGCUCCUCGGUGGUGAAAGCAUUCCUGAUUUCGUCAAAGGCCAUGCGAGGAAGCUUGUUGAGAACCCUAAGAUCGCGUUGAAGCCUAACGUGGUGGUGGCGCAAGACGGCAGCGGCCAGUUCAAGACCAUCACUGAGGCCAUUCAUUCCGUACCUCCGAAAAAUAAAGUCCCAUAUGUGAUUUUAGUAAAAGAAGGUAUUUACAAGGAGUAUGUUGAGAUUCCCAAAAAGGUGGAUGAAGUCAUUUUGAUCGGAGAGGGGCCGUUGAAGACCAGAAUUACUGGUAACAAGUGUUUCACCGAUGGUGUUCAGACCUAUGACUCCGCAACUCUAAUCGUGAACGGACGAGGCUUCAUCGCCAAGGACAUCGGGAUUGAGAACACAGCGGGCCCUAGCGGGCACCAGGCAGUGGCGGUGAGAGCCUCAGGUGAUGUGGGCAUCUUCUUCAACGUGCACAUGGACGGGUACCAGGACACCCUCUAUUCCCACGUCCAACGCCAGUUGUUCCGGGAGUGCCGGAUCAGCGGCACUGUUGACUUCAUCUUCGGAAACGCCAUCUCCGUGUUCCAGAAAUGUGAGCUCGUGGUGCGGAAGCCUAACCCCAGCCAGGCCUGCAUGGUCACUGCCCAGGGACGCAAUGAGAAGAACCUCACCGGGAUUAUUAUCAUCCAAGGCUGCAACUUCACUGCAGAGCAGGACUACCUUGAUGCUCAGCCUCCCUUCAAGUCUUACCUCGGCCGCCCGUGGAAGGUCCUAUCCAGGACGGUCAUCAUGCAUAGCAACAUUGACGGCUUCAUAUCUCCUGAUGGCUGGUCUCCGUGGGAGGGGACCAUCGGCUUGGAUACCCUCUUCUACGCCGAGUAUAAGAACACUGGGCCCGGCUCCGAUCUCUCCAAACGGGUCACCUGGCCUGGUAUAAAGCAGUUUGCCAAUGAUGAAGAAGCAAAGGCAUGGACUCCCCUCGUACAUUUUAUUGAAGAUGGAUGGAUCCUUGACAGUGGAGUUCCUUUCGCUCCCGAAUUCAUCUAACUUCAUUCAUUAAUUAAUCUUUUUUUGUUUAUUAUUAGCUAUGUGGAAUGCAAUCAACGGAUUGGAUUGUGUUUUAAUUUAGAUAGUACUACUACUAGUGUUCCACUUGUCCUUGUGUUUUCAUUAUUUUCUCUUCAAACUACGGAUUUGUGUUAUUUGUCUAUCGAUAUCUAAAUCCCUAGAAUUAUAGGGAUGUGUUAA